AUGGGGGAACUGGCCAAAGGCACAACACAGCUAACCCCUGUGGAGAGCCUCAGGGCUUGUGUGCUGAUAGAGGAGGCCCUCAAAAGGCUGGUCUUCCUGGGCAAGCUCAUUAGGGAGCAAAAGACGGAAAAACGCAGCCAUCUCACGGCUGCAAUGGGUGAUGACGUAAUCAGGCUUAUUGGCGAACAGCAGGAUCUUGAGAAAAUGCAUCAGCUACUGGUAAAAGACAAAGAGGAACUACAUGGAUUGCAAGACAGAGAGACACUCCGUGCGACUGAGAGGCAGUUACAGGAGGCUUCAGCUAAGCUCAAAGAGGCCAACAGGGACCUCUGCAGGAACCUUAGGCAAACUCCAGAUAUUCACGCCAACAUGUUAAAAUUGAAUCAUGAGAGGCAACGGGCUGAAGAUUGGCUUACGGAGACCCUGCACGAACUGAAGGCCUCUAACACUUUUAAAUGCCUCACUGACAACGUGGCUCAGGAGAAGCAUGCACAAGAGAGGCUCGCUGAAGCCCGUCGGAGGAACCGUGAGAUGUCGCAGGCGGUCCGUCUGCUGGAAUGUGAACUGAGAAAGGAAGAGGCUGAGUUUGCAGAGAGCCGCCGUGCGACCAGCAUAGAAGUGGCAGCUUUAAAGCAAGAGUUGCAGCGGCUAAAGUCUAAAGCUGGCGUAAAGCUGGCUUUUACGGAGGCAGCAAUGGUGGCCCAGCUUGAGGGCAAGCAAUGGCAACUUGUGCAAGAAGAGAAGAGGCUAGGAAAGGAAUUAGAAAUGCUGCAAAAAGAGGCUGACGAAGAAGCAUUUCUUCAAAGAGCGAAUGCUGAUUUUAGGAACAAGCUCAUUAGACAGCUACAGAACGAGAAGGAGGCUUACCAAUUGCUCCACGACAAAAUGAAUGCUGAAAAGCAGCAAGAGCUCACCACCCUCCUCGAGCGACGCAAGUCCUUGAGCAGAGCUCUCAGCGCGGCACAGUCUAGAAUGGAAGAAGAGAGACAGUGCAGAGAGGCGGCGGCUCAAGAACAGAAGGAGGCGUGGAUCUGUCUACAAAGGGAGCGCCAAAAGGAUCAGAAAGAAGAAGCAGCGCUUCUGCUGCAACAUUGCGCCCGGGCAUUCCUUAAAAGGGUCAAAGACGCAGAGGCAAAGGCUAAAGCAGCUAAGAAAAAACCCCGGGAAAGGAAGAAGCAGCACAAUAAUGAACAAUCAGCUUGGCGAAGAAGAGGUAGGCAGGACGAUGUAAAAGUGGAUCAGCCAGAAGCUGCUGAAGAAGAAAACGAAGCUUAG
Molecule: messenger RNA, 1275 nt
Organism: Cyclospora cayetanensis
Lineage: Eukaryota; Apicomplexa; Conoidasida; Eucoccidiorida; Eimeriidae
Product: arginine and glutamate-rich protein 1
Exons: 7
Coding region: 1-1275 (424 amino acids)
Biological process (GO): cilium organization
Cellular component (GO): cytoplasm; motile cilium
Source: RefSeq, a predicted model, not a curated record